AUGGUCGGCGCAUCCAUUAUCCUUGCCGUCGGCGUAGCUGUAGGGGUCGUAUCCUCCGCUACGCAGUCCGUGGGCCUGACGCUGCAGCGCAAGGCCAGCGUCGCGCACGCCGCGUCGCACGGCCGGCGCUCGCUCUACCGCAGCGGCACCUGGCAGCUCGGGUUCGCGCUGUUCCUGCUUGCCAACAUCGUCGGCAGCACGGUGCAGAUCGCGACGCUCCCGCUCAUCGUGCUCGCGCCUCUGCAGAGCUGCGGCCUGCUGUUCAACUCGCUCGCCGCGCACUACCUCCUGAAAGAGCGCUCCACGUGGCUCACGGUCGCGGCCACGCUGCUGGUGAUCCUGGGCGGCAUGGUCGUCGGCGUGGUCGGCGUCUCCGCGUCGUCCAGCAUGGACACCGUCACCCACUCACUGACGCAGCUGGUGCGGCUCGCGCACCAGCGCCUGUUUCUGCGCUGGUUCGCGCUCACCAACGCGGCCGUCGUGUUGCUGCUGGCCGCGACCUCGUGCUACGCGCACGCCCUGCCGGCCGUGGUCAAGGGCGUCGUCUACGGCUGCUGCAGCGGCACCUGGUCCGCGCACUCGCUGCUCAUGGCCAAGUCCGUCUCCGACGUGGUUUCCCACGCGGUCCUGCAGGGCACCGCGGACCUCCGCACCCUCGGCUUCUGGCUGCUGGUCCUGGCCUUCGUGUCGCUGGCGCUCGCCCAGCUCUUCCUGCUCAACAAGGGCCUGCGCCACCUCUCCACCUCUGUGCUCUACCCGCUGGUCUUCUGCGUCUACAACCUGAUCAACAUCUUCAACGGUCUCGCGUUCUACCACCCGCCGGACACGCCGCUGGCGCGCGUCUUAGCCGUCAUGCUGCCGGGCGCCGCGAGUCUCGUACUCGGCGUCGUGCUCUUGUCGCGCGACCAAUACAACAUGUUCCAGCACGAGAACACGGCCGCGGCCUCGGACCCCUCUCGCCGCACAAGCACGCUGUCCUACACCAGCCUGCGGCCCCAGUCCAUGGAUCUCUCGUCUCUGCAAUCCACCCCGCUUUCCGCCGACGACUCGGACGCCUUCUACAUCUCGCUGCCGCAGGCCACACGCAAGGAUAAGUACGGGUCCGUCAACUCUUCCAAACGCAACAGCAGGCGGGUCCUGUCCUAUGAACAAGAAGGCAUACUCACACAGAUGGUGUAG
Lachancea thermotolerans CBS 6340 is the source of this 1179-nucleotide messenger RNA. RefSeq names its product KLTH0F06380p. The record is from RefSeq and is a predicted model, not a curated record. The transcript has a single exon. Gene Ontology annotation, molecular function: magnesium ion transmembrane transporter activity. NCBI's taxonomy places the organism in Eukaryota, Fungi, Ascomycota, Saccharomycetes, Saccharomycetales, Saccharomycetaceae. Gene Ontology annotation, biological process: magnesium ion transport. Bases 1 to 1179 code for a protein of 392 amino acids. Gene Ontology annotation, cellular component: membrane.